This is a messenger RNA of Brienomyrus brachyistius, 1402 nucleotides long. RefSeq lists its product as uncharacterized. Gene Ontology annotation, molecular function: zinc ion binding. The transcript has 6 exons. Lineage: Eukaryota; Metazoa; Chordata; Actinopteri; Osteoglossiformes; Mormyridae. The record is from RefSeq and is a predicted model, not a curated record. The coding region runs from base 186 to 869 and encodes 227 amino acids.
GACUAAUCAAACGUUAUGCAGGACCUGUAAACAACGUGAAUCGCAUCAUUCAGGCCGCAUCGAAGACGCCUACGUCAAAAAAGGACAAAGGCUUUAAAUUGUAUGUGUCCAGCUACAUACACAACUAUGAAGUUUCAAACAAGGUGUCAGGAGCGGUGACAGUUACGUCUGAGUGCUUCAGGUGUAUGAGGAAAAGCCAAAAGCCUCACUGUCUGAGUAUAGUGCUAAGGGAUUCACCUCCUGCGGAGUUACAGGAGUGCCAAUGUACCUGUGUGGCAGGUACAUCCUUGUGCAGCCACUUGGCAGCUCUUCUUUAUCAGACUGCCCACUAUUCCCAGCUUAGGCUCAGAUCAGUUCCCCCAGUGUUCAGCUGCACAGAGACUGAACAAAAGUGGCAUAAACCAAGGACUAUGGGUAUUAAACCUGGUCCAGGAAACAAAAUGGUUAUCCUGUCAGCCAGACUAAGAGAAAGAAGACUGGUAGAAGGAAUCAGAAGCAGCUUGUAUAAAGGCAUUAGCUCAUCUCUGCUGGAAAUAUCACUGCUUAAAGUUCAUGACGUGUACCAUGACCUUCCUGCUGAUGAAGCUCCCAUGAUCACAACAAUGGCUGUUUCCAGUGAUGUACCUCUGGUUGACUCCAUAUUCGGACAAGUGCAAGAGGGAAGUGUGCUGUCCUAUCAGAUGCCAACAAAGACUGUCCCAAGGACCCGUCCACACACAGACGCCCCUUCUCCCCCACAGCUGCCACUCUCAGAUUACAGGAUGGGACCCUCUACAUGUGCAUUUGUCUGCUCUGAACAUCAGCACCAUCACAUGGCAUCCCUUGACACAUCUUUGGAGACAGCACACAAAAUUGAACACAGCACAUGAGAACAGAGUUCUUGUGCUGAGUGGCACCAACUAAGGAGGUGCCGCAUCACCUCUUCCAAAUUCAAAGAGCUCUGUCACACCAGGGGGGAAAGCUCUGCUGAAAAUCUCGCCAAAAGGCUUCUGAGACCUUGCCAUAAGACUGCUAACAUGAGGCGGGGGCUUGACAUGGAGCCUGUAGCAAUAGGGGAGUACUGCACUCAAAAAAAUCAUAUGUUAGCAUUACUUCACUUUUUUAUGUCAACAGGUUCCACGUAAGUUGUUAAGUUGCCUUUAAGAAAGAAUAUUUAUUUCAGUGAACAUAAGGUAAUUACAUAAAGUUAAUGUAAUUUUGUUUAGUUCAAUCAACGUAACAUUCAUGAUUUUGUUUUAAUCUAUUUGGUUAUUUAACUUCAAUUACUCUAAAAUUUAUAUUGUUAUGUUCAAAGACAUAAGAAAAAAGUUUCAGUUUCAUUGUGUUUAUUAAAUAACAUUUUUACAAUGUCUUACAAUGAACACUUUCUAUUGUUUUUCCAACCAUAAAAUGUUUUUCAAAA